Molecule: messenger RNA, 1701 nt
Organism: Erigeron canadensis
Lineage: Eukaryota; Viridiplantae; Streptophyta; Magnoliopsida; Asterales; Asteraceae
Product: UDP-glycosyltransferase 83A1-like
Exons: 2
Coding region: 54-1451 (465 amino acids)
Molecular function (GO): UDP-glycosyltransferase activity
Source: RefSeq, a predicted model, not a curated record
GAACCAUAGAUAGCAAAAACCUUUUUCACAAGUUACACCAAAACUUAGAAAUCAUGGUAAAAUCACAUGUUCUAGUCAUAUCAUUUCCCGGACAAGGCCACGUAAUUCCUAUAAUGGAGCUAGCUCAACGCUUAGUCGAGCAAGGUGUCAAAGUUACAUUCGUAAGCACAGAGGUCAUUCACAAUACUGUAACAAGCACUUGGAUAAACAAAGACGGUUACAAGGAUCUAAUGAAAAUAGUUUCAAUCCCUGAUGGGUUAGACUCAUGGGAUGAUAGAAGUGACCUUUCGAAAUUGUUGAAAUCUAUAUCUCAAACUAUGCCUGGCAAGCUAGAGGAACUCAUAGAGUCUAUUGACAAAGAAGAUGAUAGUAAAGUCACAUGUAUUAUUGCUGAUCUCACCAUGCCAUGGGCGAUACGAGUCGCAAAGAAACUCGGGAUUACAUCAGCAACCUUUUGGCUUGCUUCGGUAGCUACAUUGGCUAGCAUAUUGUCCGUUCAAAAAUUACUUGAUGAUGGAAUCAUAAACGACAAGGGCAUACUUCUAAAGGAUGGGAUGAUUAGGCUGUCAGAAAAUAUGCAUCCUAUAAAAACUUCAAACAUCUGGUGGGUGUGCUUUGAUGAUUUAGCUCUCAUAGAAGCUACCUUUCAACUUGUAUUAGAAGCUAAAGAAGUUUCUAGUUGGCCAGAAUGGUUUUUAUGCAACUCAACUACUGAACUAGAGGCCGCAGCAUUGAGCGAGUACCCACAGCUGUCGCCCAUAGGCCCUUUACUAGCAAGCAAUCGACUUGCUGACCAAGUCGGUCACUUCUGGCAAGAAGACCCCACUUGCUUAGAAUGGCUGGAUCAACAAGAAACAUCUUCAGUCAUUUAUAUAGCAUUUGGGAGCUUCACUUUGUUCAACCAAACUCAAUUUGAAGAAUUAGCAAUUGGUCUUGAACUUAGCAACAAACCAUUCUUGUGGGUCGUGCGUCCAGGUAUGACCAAGGAGACUACAACUACUUUUCCAAAUGGAUAUAUGGAAAGAAUAGGCUCUCGAGGAAGAAUCGUGAGUUGGGCACCUCAACAGAAGGUCUUGUCUCAUCCUUCCGUGGCUUGUUUCAUGAGUCAUUGUGGUUGGAACUCUACUUUAGAGGGCUUGACAAACGGACUUCCUUUCUUAUGUUGGCCUUAUUUUGGCGAUCAAUUUCAAGACAAAUCUUACAUAUGCGAUAUCUGGAAGACCGGAUUAGGGUUUAACAAAAACGAAGAAGGUAUCAUCACUCAUGGAGAAAUAAAAAGUAAGAUUGAGGAGUUGUUCAACAAUGAAAUGUUUAGAGCCAAAGCCUUGGGUAUUAGAGAAAAAGUUGCAAGUAGCAUUACAAAAGGCGGAUCCUCAUACUCAAACUUUAGCAAGUUUAUUGAAUGGAUACUCGAGAAGGAUUCACAUGCGAAUAAUCAACAUAAUAAGUAGCUAGCUCGAUUUGACAAAUACUACUAUCACCAUCUAUAUAUCCUUAAAAGUCCAGUGUUUGACAUUGUUGUAAAUGAAUAAUUCUAUGUGAAAUAAAUUAUUGAAUACAUUAAAAGUUAAUGUAGGGCUUUGUCACUUUGUGUAAUAUGUGACUUAGCCCUGAUUGUCUAGAUUGGCUAGCGUUUGUUAGUUUAUAUAUGUGUUUGGUUGUUAAUCUUUUUUGCUAUUCAAUAAAAAAGACUUUUUAGUA